This is a messenger RNA of Penicillium pulvis, 1620 nucleotides long. RefSeq lists its product as uncharacterized. Gene Ontology annotation, biological process: carbohydrate transport; transmembrane transport. Gene Ontology annotation, molecular function: carbohydrate:proton symporter activity. Bases 1 to 1620 code for a protein of 539 amino acids. The record is from RefSeq and is a predicted model, not a curated record. Gene Ontology annotation, cellular component: membrane. The transcript has a single exon. NCBI's taxonomy places the organism in Eukaryota, Fungi, Ascomycota, Eurotiomycetes, Eurotiales, Aspergillaceae.
AUGUCUACUCAAGUAAAAUCCGAUGAUACGCCCCACAUCACCCACGAUGAAAAGGUCCACGAUCAUGAGCUGCAAGGCUGGGUGGGUUUGGCCGAAGAUGCUCGGAAUGCGACAAUCGAAGAGCAUAGCUUGACCUUUGUUCAGGCUGUCAAGUUGUACCCGAAAGCAUGUAUGUGGACAAUGGUUGUCUCUCUCGUUGUGAUUCUGGAUGGAUAUGAUACUGCCCUCAUCGGCUCGCUUUUCGGUUUCCCGGCUUUUCAAAAGAAAUUCGGCCACGAGACCAGCACUGCAGGAUCUUAUCAGCUAGAACCCAAAUGGCAAACUGCGCUCGGCCUCGCAAGUCCAUUGGGAAACAUCGUCGGUAUUUACAUCAAUGCAUUCUUGACUGAGAGGUGGGGUCACAAGAAGACCUGUCUGGGGACAUUAGGCUUCCUGGUCGCCGUCCUCUUCAUGCCCUUCUUUGCAACGCGGGUCGAGAUCCUCUUUGUCGGAGAACUUCUUUGCGGCCUUGCUUGGGGUGUUUUCACCACCUUGGCCCCAGCCUAUGCCUCUGAAGUUGCGCCCGUCGUACUCCGAUCUUAUCUCGAGACGUACGUCGUCCUCUGUUGGGGUAUCGGGCAAUUCGUCGCCACUGGUAUCCUGGACAGUCUCGACAAACGUACUGGACAGUGGGCCUGGCGAAUCCCACUUGCUGUACAGUGGGUUUGGCCAGUGAUAAUCGUCCCAGUGCUCAUCUUCGCCCCUGAGUCUCCGUGGUGGUUGGUUCGCAAGGGUCGGAUCCAGGAAGCGGAGAAGUCGAUGAAGCGUCUGACCUCCUCACAAGACCCCGACCACGCUAGGAAAUCCGUUGCACUUAUGCUCCAAACAACAGAGCUGGAGAAGGUUAUGACUGAGGGUGCGUCGUUUGUCGACUGCUUCCGUGGUUCUAACGCAUGGCGUACAGAGAUUGGUUGCAUUGUCUGGACAUCUCAAGUGCUGUGCGGUUUUGCCAUCACCUCCUACGCGACUUAUUUCUAUGAGCAGGCUGGCCUGUCUACCUCUGAUGCUUACAAGAUGUCAGUCGGGCAGUCUGGUCUGCACUUCCUGUGCACUUUACUCUCGGUCUUCAUCACCGGUAACUUCGGUCGCCGCCCUGUCCUCUUCUUUGGCUACAGUGGUAUGUGCAUGUCCAUGCUUCUCAUUGGCAUCAUGUCCUGUGUGACACAAACCAAAGGCCUUGGAUAUGGAGAGUCCGCCAUGUACCUUCUCUGGUACGUGUUCUACGAGUUGACUAUCGGUCCUAUCGCGUUUAUUAUUGUUGGCGAAAUAUCGUCUACUCGCCUCCGAUCGAAGAGUAUCUCCCUUGCGCGUAACGCCUACAAUGUCGCCAAUGUGUUUAGCUCGACUGUUGCCCCUUAUACGCUCAACCCGACGGCUGGUGACUGGAAAGGCAAGACUGCCUUUUUGGCUGCUGGCUUUACCAUUUUCAUCCUUGUCUGGGCGUAUUUCCGUCUUCCUGAGUCGCGUGGACGUACUUAUGAGGAGCUUGAUAUUUUGUUCUCUAGGGAUCUGAAGGCGUGGGAGUUUAAGGAUGCCCAGAUUGACGAGGAUGCUGCUGAGGUUAUUACAAAGCAGGGAUGA